Messenger RNA from Cherax quadricarinatus, 5974 nucleotides. The record is from RefSeq and is a predicted model, not a curated record. Lineage: Eukaryota; Metazoa; Arthropoda; Malacostraca; Decapoda; Parastacidae.
CGGGGGGACUCUACAGUGGUGUGUGGAACAUGAACAAGAUGGGUGGUAGAGCGAGGGUGGCUCUCUGGAUCCUGUUGGGGGUUGUUCUUGUGGCCCCACCAGGCCUCAGAGCUCUCAUUGAUGACGAAACUCAAGCUGAGGAAUUUAUGAAGGAACUCGACUAUAGAUACAGUCAAGAGUGUAACCUGGAGAUGCUGGCUCGAUGGGACUAUAUCACUGACGUUACUAACAAACUCAAGGAGGAAGCAGCGAACGAGGCAGCAGUGAUCUACAUGACUUUCCAAGGUGAGGCGGCCGACGGCUGCGCAGAGUACGACUAUAGCGGCUUUGUCAGCAUGGAACUGUACCGUCGCUUCAGGUUCCUCUCCAAGAAGGGACCAGGAGCGCUACAACCAGACGAACUGUCAGAGUACAAAACCUUACAAGCGAAUAUGGAGACGAUCUACAGUACAGCAACCAUCUGUGACUACCAUAACCAGACCAAGUGUGACCUGAUCCUCGAGCCAGACAUCGUCACGGUGAUGGCAUCAUCAGAGGACUGGGAUGAACUUCUCUACACCUGGGAGCAGUGGAGAGAGAAUACAGGCAAGAAGAUGAGGGAAGACUUCGUUAGGUUCGUCGAGCUUUCCAACGAGGCUGCUACUCUCGAUGGGUUCAGCGACACUGGGUCGUACUGGCUAAACGCCUACACCGUGGACGAGAGGGAGGCUGAAGAAUGGACCGAUGGGGCGACGCUAGACCAACAGCACUUCAGGAUGAUGGUCGAUGCUGUAUGGCAGGAUGUAUCCGAACGACUCUACAAGAAACUCCACGCCUACGUCAGAAUGCGCCUGCAAGAGGUUUACCCGGGUAAAAUCGACCCCACCGGACCCAUCCCGUCCCACAUUCUAGGAGACAUGUGGGCGCAGGACUGGUCGAACAUCGCACGUCACGUUAUGCCCUUCCCAGAGAUGCCAACUUUCGACGUCACAGACAGCAUGGUGGAGAAUGGUUGGGACAUAGAUCGGAUGUUUCAUGCAGCAGAGGACUUCUUCAGGAGCAUCGGCCUCUUCGACAUGACGCAGACUUUCUGGGACAAGAGUGUAGUGAAUCAGACCGCCUGGGGCAAGACUAUGGUAUGCCAUGCCUCAGCGGAGGACUUCUGCCUGGGUCCAGAGGGCGAGGAUUACAGGAUUAAGAUGUGUACAGAGGUAAACAUGGUCGACCUGAUCACCGUGCAUCAUGAGAUGGGUCACAUCGAGUACUUUAUGGCUUACAAGAACCAGCCACUCGUCUUCAGGGACUCGGCCAAUCCCGGUUUCCACGAAGCCAUAGGUGACCUGAUUGCUCUAUCUAUGUCAACGCCAAAGCAUCUGGAGGACGUGCUUGGUCUCACUCCUACUCCUGCCAAGGUCUCCGACCCCAGAUAUACUGACGAUGAGAAGCGGGACCUUAACUUCCUAAUGAAGAUGGCGCUGGAGAAGAUCGCCUUUCUGCCUUUUGGUUACCUGAUCGACAUGUACCGGUGGGGAGUGUUUGACGGGUCUAUCCCCAUCGAUGAAUUGAACGCUGGUUGGUGGAACCUCAGGGAGUCAUUGCAGGGUGUCACUCCUCCAGCAGGACAACGAGGGGAAGAGUUCUUCGAUCCAGGAGCCAAGUACCAUGUUCCAGCCAACGUCCCUCUCUUCAGAUACUUCGUGAGCUUCAUCGUACAGUUCCAGUUCCACGCUCGCCUGUGUGAGGCCGCCGGCCACACUGGUCCCCUCCACACCUGCGAUAUUUAUAACAACACUGACGCGGGAGGCAUCCUCAGGUCCGCCCUGGAGAAGGGGUUCUCGGAGCCUUGGCCGAAAGUUCUCAGCGAGCUAGGGGGCUCGCAAAACAUGGAAUCUCAGCAUAUUAUUAACUACUUCGAGCCCCUCCUGACGUACCUGGACCAGGAGCUGCUGGACGCCGACCAAUGCAUCGGUUGGGGAGACGAGUGCUUCGCUCCAGUAUCAUUGGCGGAUCGUUCAGUGAUACCGAAGCAGGAUCCCAGAGACAACGAGACGGCAGCAGGUCUGGCCAUGAAAGAGAUGAACACAGACAUGACGAAUCUAGUACAGAAUGCAACACUGGUGGACUGGACCUACUACAAUGACGUCACCACAGCUAACGCUGACGCCUCGAACGAGGCUUGGCUGCUGGUGAAAAACGCCUCCGGGAAGUGGCACAAAGAUGUCAUCGAAAGCUACAACUACCAGGAGUUCAAGGACUCCUACCUCCGCCGUCAGUUCGAACUGCAGAAGAACCUCGGUACGGCUGCCCUCACCGACGAGGAUUUUAUAGAGUUGAACAAGAUCAUAAAAGACAUGACCGCUAUAUAUACCAAUCGUGUGUGUCGCAAGGAUGACGAUUGUGAUGAAGAGAAAAAUGGCCUCUCCAUUGAUCAGUUGGAGGAGGUAAUGGCAGUGGAGAGUGACUAUGAGAUACUCAAAUAUUACUGGGAGACGUGGAGGGACGCCUCAGGCAAGCUGAUAAAAGACGACUACGUCGACUAUAUUAGACUACUCAACACAGCCGCUGAUUUGAAUAAGUUCUCAGACGCUGGUGAGAUGUGGCUUCAACCGUACAGAGACGGUGACUACAAUACUACUGACUUCGUUGACGAUAUCGAGAAACUGUGGAACGCAACUAAGCCACUUUACGAGAAGCUGCAUGCUUAUGUACUUGACAAACUGAAACGUAUUUACAAGGAAAAUAUCAAAGAAGACGAACAGUUUAUUCCGGCGCAUGUUCUAGGUAAUAUGUGGGCUCAGUCGUGGGAGAAUAUUUAUGAACGCGUGAAGCCUUUCGACGUUAAUAUCACUGAUAUUACCGAGGAUCUUAAUUCACAGAUUCAAGACGAGAAAGAAAUGUUCUGCCUGUCGGAGAAUUUCUUCACCAGCCUGGGUAUGUACAGCAUGACGAAGGACUUCCGGGAUAACUUAGUGCUUAAACGCCCGGGUGGUGACAAAAAGUUUAUCUGUCAGGCCUCCGCUUGGGACUUCUACGACACAGAGAAUAUGCCAGAGGAUGGCCGCUUCAGAAUUAAAAUGUGCGCGAAUAAAACCCAGAAAGACUUCAUCGUGAUCCACCAGCAGAUGGGUCAUACAGAGUAUCAAAUGUCUUACAGCACCUCUCCUCUUGUAUUUCGUGAUGGCGCAAACCCAGGGUUCCUUGAAGCCAUCGGAGGCACAAUUGGACUUUCAGUGAGCACUCUCGGUCAUCUAGACAAAGUAUCGAGCGCUAUAAACAGUAACACCAAGUUAUGUAAUACUGCAUUCACGCUGGAAGACUUCGCAACACAACAAGAGCAACAUGUCGCAGUUCAAUCCGAAAAACAGAUCAAUUUCCUCAUGAAGGAAGCUCUCUCAAAGAUCGCCUUCCUUCCUUACGCCUAUAUACUCGACAAAUGGCGCUAUCUUUUCAACAAUAACAACGAAGAUACGAACUUUAACGAAAAAUGGUGGAGAUACAGGUUGAACGUUCAAGGAAUUUCUCCUCCGGUUCAGCGUUAUCCGUCCUCUGAUUUCGACCCUGGAAGCAAGUACCACGUCGCUACCAACGUUCCGUACAUCAGGUAUUUCGUGGCUGGAAUCCUCCAUUCCAGUUCCAUCACAUCUUUGCAACAGCAACUGUGUGUCUUUUCCAUCGUGUGGACAUCUCAUAACAUUUACCCAUCUAGGAAAAUGUUGGAGACGGGCGCCUCUGUUGGUUGGCGACAGCAGCUGAAAGACUUCCUAGGAAGUGACACCGGCAUGAGCGCUAAGGACAUCCUCGACUACUUCCAGCCCCUCGAAGACUAUCUGGACGACUACAUCAGUAAUUCCUCACUCGUAGUGGCAUGGAAACAAGAUUCGGUGGAUGACUACAUGAAGGAUGAGCUGGUGGAUAUUCCCGCUACGGUGCCCAUAGUUGUGGGUGUGGUGCUGGCGCUGAUGGUGGUAAUAGUGAUUGUGGCUUACUUCGUGGGUCGCGCCAGAGAGAAGAAAAAGGAGGAGGUGGAAGAGAGAGGUGGUCACUCUGGAGAGCAGGUGGAAAUGGCUGUUAACGGAGAAGGUAGCGUACAUACCAACUCAUCGCCGAUUGAUAAGCACAACCCAUGAAGAGACGACCAUUUGUAAAGUGGAUAGAGGUGUCGCUUGAAGAAGGAGGAGGAUAGGAGAAGUGGUAGUGGUGGCGGCAGAGGAUGAGCGAAGUGGAUAAGUAGAGGAUUGUGGCUAAAAGAGAAGGAAUUGAACUGAACCCCUGAAUGAACAGUACACAGGACAAAAAAAAAGCAGUGAAAGACAAACUAAUGAUUGAACCAUGAAUGUAAUUGACAGAAGAACCCUGACGCCGUCCAGGAAAGUGAAACAAAUUGUAACAUAAGAAAUUCUGUUAUAAUCAGGUGGAAGAACUAAACCCUGUGGGGGUUUAUAUAGCUUCUGGGGCAUCUGAGGCAUUCAGGUUAGAUCCAAGGAAGGGAAGGACAGGUCCAGUCCCUUGGAUCAAGAGUUCCCCACGGGCAACUGGAUUACCUACCUGUCAUGACUGUCCUAGUGAGAUAUGUGUUUCACGUCCAAUUUAUAUACCUCCAAUUUACACACGUCCAUUUACACACAUCCAACUUACACACGUCCAAUUUACAUACCUCCAAUUUAUGUACGUCCAAUUUACAAACGUCCAGUUUACAUACGUCCAAUUCACACACGUCCACUUUACACACGUCCAUUUUAAACACUGAAUAUAGAAACGCUUCUCUUGGUGUCCUGGUGUCCACAAUUCAUCUAAUCCUCUCGUAAUAAACGUAAAAUCUGUGAGGUAAUGAGAAACUUGCCAGUCUAUUUUGUGCACAAUGUUUGUCUGAGUUAGUAAGGUUGAUCCUCUUAACAUUCUCAUUGUCUAGCUGUGUUCUACACACACACACACACCACACACACACACCAACACACACACACACACACACACACACACACACACACACACACACACACACACACACACACACACACACACACACACACACACACACACACACACACACACAAACACACACACACACACACAAACACACACACACACACGUGCGUUUUUUUUAGCUAAAGUGGUCAAAGAAACCGAAUUAAGUGCUUUUUGUCAAAGAUUCUUAACUCAUGGAUUGAUGUAUUUACGAGCAUAAAUAUUGUAAUCAAUGUUGUAUAUGUGCUAAAAGUGACUAUAAAGUUAUCUGUUAUUGAGUAUUUUUUUGUAUAGUCUUGUAUUAAGUAUAUUUUCAUCAUACACUCUGGCGUGUAUAAGCUGCCUAGUUGUCUGCACCAAAAUAUAGUUCAUAGCCUAGAAAAAAAUUUAGAAUUUGAGUAGAGAGUUUUCUUUCUUAAAAAUAUCAACUAAUUGGAUUUGUUUUCAUAAUUUUCUCUAAAGUGUUUCUGUUCUAUCUACAUACAUAAAAAUUAUAUACAAAAAAGAGUUAUGCAGUAGGCCUACUAGACUAGGCUGGCCAUUCCUUCUAAUAGGUCUACCGGAUUACCCUUGUUUUUCCAAAGCUAAUUUUGAACAACUCUCAUUUUGUUCACAAUGAGCAUUGAAAAAAUAAAUUCUGUGCAAUAUUUAAUCUUUGUAAUUCAUGUUCAUUGGUAAUAUAGUCCAAUUAUGCCACGAGACUUCUGGUAAUCCUGGUACACGAGGGAAUUUUCCAGUUCCGGAGAUAUGCUGAUAUUUCAUGGAGCAGUUAUAAAUACUCUGUACACUAGUUGUGGUGCUGGAAAGCAGUUAUGGAAGGCAUCACCAUUUGGAAGGCAACAGUGGAAGGCACCGCCCUCUGGAAGGCAGCAGUGGAAGGCACCGCCCUCUGGAAGGCAGAAGUGGAUGGCACCACCCUCUGGAAGGCAGCAGUAGAAGAUACCACCCUCUGGAAGGUACGAGUCGAAGGCACCACCCUCUGGAAGGCAGCAGUGGUGGGCACCACCCUCUGGAAGGCAGCAGUGGAAGACAC